This is a messenger RNA of Dendronephthya gigantea, 1353 nucleotides long. Its product is annotated as vesicle-associated membrane protein 7-like. Gene Ontology annotation, cellular component: SNARE complex; membrane. NCBI's taxonomy places the organism in Eukaryota, Metazoa, Cnidaria, Anthozoa, Malacalcyonacea, Nephtheidae. The record is from RefSeq and is a predicted model, not a curated record. Gene Ontology annotation, biological process: vesicle fusion; exocytosis. Bases 179 to 838 code for a protein of 219 amino acids. Gene Ontology annotation, molecular function: SNAP receptor activity; SNARE binding. The transcript is spliced from 9 exons.
AUGUAUAAAAAUUUACUGUGUUGCGACAGAUUUGUUGUGCUUCAGUGACUUUUAUGGCAUUUUCGUAUAGAAAUCUGUGUUAAUUCUACACCGAUUGUUAGGAAACCUCGACAGAAUGGUCUGCUGAUUUUGUUUUAAUUUCAUAACUAGCUGAUCAGUACCUAGGUGUGAUAUCAUUAUGCCUUUGUUUUAUUCUGUUGUUUCCCGGGGGACGACGGUGCUUGCAAAGCAUGCAUCUUGUGCUGGAAAUUUUGCUGAAGUUUCCCACCAGAUUCUGGGAAGAAUCCCUCCUGAAAAUGCCAAACUUACAUACACACAAUCAAGCUAUCUAUUUCACUACAUUUGUGAAGAUAGGGUAAUUUAUUUGUGUAUAACAGAUGAUAAUUUUGAGCGCUCAAAAGCAUUCCUAUUUUUGACUGAAAUUAAGAAAAGGUUUCAAAGAACCUAUCAAGGACGAGCUGACACUGCCCUACCUUUUGCAAUGAACAGCGAAUUUUCAAGAGUUUUAGCCUCAGAGAUGAAACGAUAUUCUGAAUCUGGAGAGAAGGAUGACAAUAUUGCGAGGGUGCAAGGUGAAAUAGAUGAACUGAAGGACAUUAUGGUGAAAAAUAUAGACACGAUAUCCCAGCGAGGUGAAAGGCUUGAACUCUUAAUUGACCGUUCAAGGGACCUGAACACAGCUUCAAUGACAUUCAAGAAAUCAAGCAAAACCUUGGCACGUGUUAUGUGGUGGAAAAAUGUGAAAAUGAUCAUCAUUAUCACGAUUGUAGUUAUAAUUAUCCUGUACUUCAUUAUCUCGGCAGCAUGUGGUGGAUUGGAUUGGAAGAAAUGUACAUAAAAACCAUGGAUUUACUCGGAUUAUUAAUUUCUAGACAUGCAAUUAUAUAAAAUCUAAAAAGUGCUGGUGACGACCAGCAAUGCACUGCAUAGGACAAAAUUAGUCUUUUGACGAGCUUCUGGUUGGGAUAUCUAAGAAACACCUCUUAAUUAUUGGAAAUUUUGGAAUUUUUUGCUAUUUUAAUACUUAAAGAGAAUAUGCGGUAUCACAAUCACUGAGAUCACUAUAGAGAGAUCUAUUUACGGUAUUCAAUACCGACAAUAUGCUACCAUGAAUUAUUAUACAAAAAUGCCUCAAAGUUUCAUCGUAACAGACUGAUGAUGAUAGCUAUAACAAAAUUGGUAGAAAGCUAAUGUUGAUGCACGGAGUCGCGGCCAGUCUUGUUUAGUAGUUUUUUCUCGCGUAAAUAUUGUGCAUAAUCGAUGAUUUUUAUACAUCAAUACAUACAUAUUGUUUUGUGGUAUACAGACAUACACUGCUAAUUAACCAAAUUCGUGCAAAUAAAUUUAAUUACU